Molecule: messenger RNA, 729 nt
Organism: Cercopithifilaria johnstoni
Lineage: Eukaryota; Metazoa; Nematoda; Chromadorea; Rhabditida; Onchocercidae
Source: the annotation of a GenBank genome assembly
AUGAGUUUAUUUUUCCUCUCACUCGAUGUUAUCCUUCCUUAUUCGAUCAUGUUGUUCGCAAUUUGGAAAGUUGAAAACGUUACUGUAAAAUGGUACGGUAUCAAUUUAUUGGCUGCAUACAGUUUUGGCAGCGUUGGUUACUAUAUAAACCUCGAACUUGAAGAAAAGCUAAAAUCAUCCAACGAUAUUUUAUUUUCGAUGAAAUCGCGGGUAUUUAUUCUCGUUUAUUCACUUGCACAGAUACUUUCAAUUCCAGUUGCAAGUUUAAAUCUCAUUAAUAAUAAAGCAGUUGCAGUAUUUGCUACAAUAAGCUAUUAUUAUACAAAUGCCAUUCUAUAUCUUAGUUCGGUCAUAAUAUUAUGCGCUGCGAUUUAUACAGCCUGUAGACAUAAAUCGUGCGGUAAAAAUCAACAGUUGAAAAAAGCGCUUAGACCACUUAUCUUUUAUUUUUUACCAAUCACACUUAUGGAUUUUUUCAUUAUCGUUGCUAUUAUUGGAAAAGCCAUUAAUAUAGAUCGAUCAGUAAUUUUUUUCCGUAUAAUAUAUACUAUUUUAAAGUUUCGUGUAACACUACUGGCAUUAUGUACAGUUUUCGUUUUGCCACCAUUCCGUAAAGCGAUGUUUAAUUUAUUGGGUAUUAGACGCCAACAACAAAUUAUCGUAGUAAUACCACUAACAACAAUACAUCCAAAUGGUGAACGAAAUAACAUUUCAUUGCACGAUCUAUGA